Molecule: messenger RNA, 384 nt
Organism: Lampris incognitus (smalleye Pacific opah)
Lineage: Eukaryota; Metazoa; Chordata; Actinopteri; Lampriformes; Lampridae
Gene: ecrg4b
Product: ECRG4 augurin precursor b
Exons: 3
Coding region: 1-384 (127 amino acids)
Biological process (GO): anaphase-promoting complex-dependent catabolic process; central nervous system development; cellular senescence
Source: RefSeq, a predicted model, not a curated record
AUGGCUCUGCUUCACGUCACCCUCUGUCUGAAACUCCUGCUGCUCACGUCUCUGCUGGCCUUCUCCCACUCAGUGAGCAGGGAGACGGGGCCUGAGGCGGUGGCUGUGGCCCCGGCGCAGGCAAAGGAGUUUCUGGGGUCUUUACGGAGGCCCAGGAGGAACAUUUGGGACCGGAGCAGACCAGAUGUGCAGCAGUGGAUCAUGCAGUUCAUGCACAUGGGCUACGAUGAAGCGAGACUGGAGACAGAUCUGUCGUACUGGAUGGACCAUUCGCGCUCCAGCGAUCAAGGCAGACAACAUCAUUAUGAUGAGAACGCUCCCAUCGGCCCCCAGGACCCCAGUUCCUACCGGCAUGGCGCCAACGUCAAUUAUGACUACUAUUAA